ACAGCGCUAAUGUUGCUAUUUACCGUUUUAUUUAACCAGCUGUUAGACGUCAGAAUUCCAGCUGUGGAGCACAACAAAGACGGAUAUCGUCUGUAUUCUGGACAAACAGUGAUCUUUAAUUUAAAAUUUUUUUACUAAACAGUUCAAAUUUUAGUCCAAAUCUCAAUGAACUUAAUUGCAUUUUUCUAAAUAGUUAGUGAUUACUUUUUACACUUUAUUUUUUCGUUUUUGAUGCCAUAUACAUGACUAUCAUUAAUUAGCAAGUACGAAAACAAAGCAAAGCUCGUAUUCAAGGACAAGCAGUGUUCUGGUGGACCUGUGCUUGGAUGGUAUGCAGGGAGCAGUGUCAAGUGGAGAUGGAAAAGUUCCAAUAUUCGUUUUUCCUCACACAGUCACUUUCUACCUGGAAGACCCGACUACGCACAAGCAAACCCUAACAUUGUAUAAUCCUUAUGAGUUUGCUGUACGCUUCAAAGUCAUGUGCACAAGCCCGAAGAAAUACAGUGUUGUGGAUCCAGAGGGCUCAAUCAAAGCCAAAUGUUUCAUUGAUAUUGUGAUAAGACACUCUUCUGUCAGCUUAGCCAACUGUCAAGUUCCGGACAAGUUUCGCAUACAGAUGUUUGACUUCCUCUCUAAACAGCCACUGGGUCGCAGGGACGUGACGGCCACUCUCGUAUCUGGGGAGCCUGAGCGCUCAACUCCGGACCAAGAGUUUGAGACCCUGCCUCCCUCUCCAUCCUCCAACCGCCCUCUGCAGCAGUACAGUCUCAGUAAUAGGCCUGCGGCAUCAUCUGGACCCAAUCAACUGUUAUUGCUGUUCGUGGCUGCUGUGUGUAUCGCUGUUCUGUUCAUGCCAUCUGAGGGUGAAGAGAGCGUUCUCUCAUGGAGGGUUACUGUCAAUCUCAAACUGUUUGUGUCUGUUCUAGUGGCAUCAUCUGGACCCAAUCAACUGUUAUUGCUGUUCGUGGCUGCUGUGUGUAUCGCUGUUCUGUUCAUGCCAUCUGAGGGUGAAGAGAGCGUUCUCUCAUGGAGGGUUACUGUCAAUCUCAAACUGUUUGUGUCUGUUCUAGCGGCAUCAUCUGGACCCAAUCAACUGUUAUUGCUGUUCGUGGCUGCUGUGUGUAUCGCUGUUCUGUUCAUGCCAUCUGAGGGUGAAGAGAGCGUUCUCUCAUGGAGGGUUACUGUCAAUCUCAAACUGGUUGUGUCGUAUGUGCUGGGACUGGUGUCGAUGGUUAUUCUGAGGCCCAACUGAUCAAUACUUGUCAUGUACGUCUGUGUAUAUAACUGCCAACAAUUACUUGCUUCCUGAUUCCUGUUGUUGAUUUGUUCUAGGACUAGUGUCAAUGGUGAUUCUGAGGCCCAACUGAACAAUACUUGUCAUGUACGUCUGUGUAUAUAACUGCCAACAAUUACUUGCUUCC
Messenger RNA from Homalodisca vitripennis (glassy-winged sharpshooter), 1421 nucleotides. RefSeq names its product motile sperm domain-containing protein 1-like. Bases 332 to 1252 code for a protein of 306 amino acids. Lineage: Eukaryota; Metazoa; Arthropoda; Insecta; Hemiptera; Cicadellidae. The record is from RefSeq and is a predicted model, not a curated record. Gene Ontology annotation, cellular component: cytoplasm. The transcript has 7 exons.